UUACACAUUUUCAAAACUUUUUUCUAUACUCUCUUUAUAGGUUAUAUGUAAAGUCAGAUGUGCCACUGAACUUGACAAACACAAAAUUCUAUUGCAUUUGGGCUUUAUAUUGGCAAGCCUUAUCUUUUUAGUGGUGAACUUGACUUGUGCAAUGAUAGUCCAUGGAGAUGUCCCAGAAAAUCAGUUGAAAUGGACAGUGUUUGUUCGAGCGUUAAUUAAUGAUAGCUUGUUUAUUCUCUGUGCCAUCUCUUUAGUUAGUUAUAUAUGCAAAAUUACAAAAAUGUCAUCAGCAAAUGUCUACCUCGAAUCAAAGGGUAUGUCUCUGUGCCAGACUGUUGUCGUAAGCUCUGUAGUCAUUCUUCUCUACUCCUCAAGAGCUUGUUAUAAUUUGGUGGUGAUCACCCUAUCUCAGGAUACAUUAGAAAGUCCAUUUAAUUAUGGCUGGUAUAAUCUCUCAGAUAAGGCUCAUAUGCAAGAUGUAAAUGGAGAAGAGUAUAUAGUAUUUGGAAUGGUCCUCUUUCUGUGGGAACAUGUGCCAGCAUGGUCGGUGGUACUAUUUUUCCGGGCACAGAGAUUAAACCAGAAUUUGGCACCCGCUGGCAUGAUAAAUAGUCACGGUUAUAGUCCCAGAGCUUAUUUUUUUGACAAUCCAAGACGAUAUGAUAGUGAUGAUGACCUGCCAAGACUGGGAAGUUCAAGAGAAGGAAGUUUAUCAAAUUCACAAGGGUUGGGCUGGUAUGGCACCAUGGCAGGGUGUGGCAGCAACAGUUACACCGUCUCUCCCCACCUGAAUGGACCUAUGACAGAUACUGCUCCUUUGCUCUUUACUUGUAGUAAUUUCGAUUUGAACAAUCACCAUAGCUUAUAUGUAACACCACAAAACUGACAGCAUUACCAAGUUGUGAUUCUUCAGUUGUUUUUCAUGAAUGUGUGUAUUCAAUGCGUUUAAAUGCCAUCUACAUAAACAUUCCAUUAUCUUUUGCAACUGAAAACAACGCCUGGAAAUGUGGCUGUGUUCAGCAGAGGACACGGCUAUUACUUUGACCUCUUCAUAGUACAGUGAAGUUAAAUGGAACAUUUGGAGUGGAAGAAAAGAGAGAUUAGAUCUUAAGGCCCUUGAUGGUCUCCAAACAACUUGACUGUGGAACAUCAAAAGCAUAUUUGCAUAUUUGCACUUUUAUCUUUGUUCUGAAGAGUACACUGCAGUCCUCAAAGUCAUACUCCAGUGUUCACCCUGCGAUAUUAUAUUGUACACCAAAUCAAGAGGCAAUUUUCCUAUUAAAAUAAACGUCUGUGUAUUACAUGGUGUACUCUAUAUGGAAUUUUUACCCAAUAAAAAUUUUACAGUGUGAAAAGUGCACAGAACUAAAGCAUAAAAAUGUAUUAUUCUUUUUUUUAAAUAUACUAAAAAAUGUGUAAUCAUUGAAGAUAGUUCUUUUAAGCAUGAUCAUAAAAUACCAACUUAAAUUAUUCAAACAAUCUUUUUUUUUAAUGAUAAUAGUAAACCUUUACAGUGAUGACCAGCAGUGUUCUUUGGAAAGCCACAGUUAUUUCUUCAAGAAGAAAGUACACCAGUGAAAAUUAUGUGGCUACUUUGAGUAGAAGUAGUCAAGUGAUUAUUUUGUAUGAUUAAGAUACAUGUAGUAGGUUAAGCAUGAUUCUUCAAGAAAGCAAUAGUGGUUUUUGCAUAGGGAUAUUUUAGUAGAAAUCUCUCGAGACUAAACAAGUUUACAGAUGCAUUUAAGAGUUAUUCAUGAAAUAUACAAUUCUAAGUUAAAACAUGAAUACAUUUGCAAAAGCAUUCGAUUUAGCUGAAACAAGAUUUUACCUGGUUUUACCGGAAAAGCAAGAUUGUCCUCAGGUAAAUUAAAUCAUGAUACAUCAUUGCAGUGAACUCAAGUGCAAUACUUUGUAAGACAUAAGUCCUCCUUUAGUUUUCACAUUUUUAUAUCUUAUAUGGGCAAAGCCAAAUUAAAUUUAAUUCCAACACUAUAUAAAUAAGCAAACUGAUAUGAAGGUACUAACUAGGUAAGUAUAAAACCAGUGGUUAGCAACAUUGGAAUACUUUUUGAAUUAUAUUAAAACUGUCUUGAAUGUCCUUUCCCAAAUCUAAAAAAAUAUAUGGUAGGCUAAGGUAAUAGAGAAUUUUAAAAUGCACUUUCUACCAGUGUUUAUAUUAAGAGAAGGACUGCUGCAUACCUCAAGAUGCCAAGGAACAGGCAACAUUGGGAAGCUGUCACAGCAUACUUUAAGACACCUAACUUUAUACAGUUGUCCGCUGAUCUGUUUCUUCAGAACUGGAACUAAUAUGACAACUGUCCUUUUCUGUCUCCUAAUUUUAUUUGAAAGUUAUGUUUUAUUUCUACUCUCUCUU
This is a messenger RNA of Myotis davidii, 2374 nucleotides long. It is a transcript of the gene GPR137C, whose product is annotated as G protein-coupled receptor 137C. The transcript has 6 exons. Gene Ontology annotation, biological process: positive regulation of TORC1 signaling. The record is from RefSeq and is a predicted model, not a curated record. Gene Ontology annotation, cellular component: lysosomal membrane. The coding region runs from base 152 to 886 and encodes 244 amino acids. Lineage: Eukaryota; Metazoa; Chordata; Mammalia; Chiroptera; Vespertilionidae.